AUGGAUUACAAAGAACAUUCGAAAAACAACGUGGAUCUGCUAUUGGAAUCGCUUCUCAAUGGCAAUGGAUCUGGCAAUGAUAUGGAUUCAGCUGUAUUCAUGGGUUCAACAGAUGACCUGAACGAGUUCCGUAUGGCAGAGGAUAUUCAUAAGGAUCGUGAAGACGUGUCUCCCGUUGCUGAAGACCCAAUUACAUUUAAUAUGAACGAAACUAUUCCUUUGCAAUUCUCUUUGGCGUCUGCUGAUCCACGCACUUUAUCGCUAUUGUCAUCAUCGUCAUCAUCGUCUUCUUCUUCUCCAGUUGAUGGUAAUAAACUACCAUCUGUUUCUUCUGUUGUUCCUUCCAAAGUUACCAUGAAGAGAUCAUAUCCUAAUAUUACAAGGAUAGAGGAAGAUUACCAUGAGACAAAUACUGCGUUACAGGAGAAGUCUUCAAUGUUAGAGACUGGUGGCCCAUUUGUUUGCCAUUACUGUGAUGCAUCGUUUCGUAUGAGAGGUUACUUGACACGUCAUAUAAAGAAACAUGCUAUAGAGAAAGCGUACAAAUGUCCCUUUUUCAGUAAAGAUGCACCUCCUGAGUUAAGAUGUCAUAACUCUGGUGGGUUUAGUCGUAGAGACACAUACAAGACCCACUUGAAGGCUAGACAUUUGUUAUAUCCAAAGGGUGUUAGGCCUCAGGAUAGAAACAAAUCAUCAGGCCAUUGUGCUCAAUGUGGUGAAUUUUCUCAGAAUAUUGAAAAUUGGGUAGAGCAACAUAUUGAAUCUGGUGAUUGUACGGGUUUACCAAUAAAUUAUGUACGCACAGUGAAAAGUGAAAGGAAAUCUGGGAAAUUGAAAAUGAUUAAGACCUCUAGUGGUCAUUCUAGGUUUAUCUCAACGGCCAAGAGUAUCAUUGAACCAAAGAUUCUAUUGAAUCAAGAUGCUUUGGAAACUAUUGCAAUCAUUGCCACAGAUGAUACAUCUGAUGAAGAGAUUCAACCUAGCGUCGUGGAACAUCAACCACAUAUUACAAAAAGUCAUAAAGUUGUUAAAUAUAGUAAUAACCACGGUAAUAGAAAAUAUAUGACAACAAUGGCAACAAUAAAUUAUCCUCCGUUGGAUAUAGAGCAAGCCCCAAUCGAAGAUAAAUCUGCAGACAAGAAAUAUACCAGAGGAAACCUUCAUACUGAUGAUCUUGAAGAUACAAUAGAAGAUUUUGACCUGGAACAAUUAUAUGAAACUGAUUACCAUUCAACAAGAAAGUACAUGAAAUUGUACAUUUCUAGGUUUAAAUCAGAAAUCUAG
Messenger RNA from Maudiozyma barnettii, 1284 nucleotides. It is a transcript of the gene STP1, whose product is annotated as Stp1p. Gene Ontology annotation, biological process: regulation of transcription by RNA polymerase II. The transcript has a single exon. The coding region runs from base 1 to 1284 and encodes 427 amino acids. The record is from RefSeq and is a predicted model, not a curated record. Lineage: Eukaryota; Fungi; Ascomycota; Saccharomycetes; Saccharomycetales; Saccharomycetaceae. Gene Ontology annotation, cellular component: nucleus. Gene Ontology annotation, molecular function: RNA polymerase II cis-regulatory region sequence-specific DNA binding; DNA-binding transcription factor activity, RNA polymerase II-specific.